Pantherophis guttatus is the source of this 4636-nucleotide messenger RNA. RefSeq names its product septin 8 (gene SEPTIN8). NCBI's taxonomy places the organism in Eukaryota, Metazoa, Chordata, Lepidosauria, Squamata, Colubridae. The record is from RefSeq and is a predicted model, not a curated record. Gene Ontology annotation, molecular function: GTP binding.
UGGAAUGCCGGAUAGCCGCAGUUAACGCGGUGCUUUUCUCGCCUCUCCGCGGAGGCUUCUCCAGCCGGAGGGGCUCACGGGGGUCUCCCUCCAAAAAGCGCCCUCCUUGACUUUCCCUACGGCUGGGAGCCCCGGGCGCCAAGGGGCGGGCCGCGUCUGCGUUCUCCCCAGCCGACGAGGGGGAGUUUCCAGGAAGUGGCCAUAUUGGAUUCAUUCAGUUGCAUCAAUCGAAAGAGGAGAGCAGGUUUGGGGUGAGACGACUUUUUUUUAGCGCCUGAGAAGGAACUCCUGGCCACUGACCUCCGGAGGUGCCCCGCUAUGGCUGCCACGGACUUGGAUCGGUUUUCUAAUGAAGAGAAAAGAAACCUAUCUAUGGGAGGCCAUGUUGGAUUUGACAGUCUUCCUGAUCAACUGGUCAGCAAAUCAGUGGUGCAAGGUUUCAGCUUCAACAUCCUCUGUGUAGGUGAAACCGGCAUCGGGAAAUCUACCCUGAUGAACACUCUUUUUAACACAACAUUUGAGACAGAGGAAGCUAGUCACUAUGAGCACACAGUCCGUUUACGGCCACAGACGUAUGAUCUGCAGGAAAGCAAUGUCCACCUGAAACUGACCAUUGUAGAUGCUGUCGGAUUUGGAGAUCAGAUAAAUAAAGAUGAAAGUUACAGGCCAAUAGUAGAUUACAUUGACACGCAGUUUGAAAAUUAUUUGCAAGAAGAGCUAAAAAUCCGGCGUUCCCUUUUUAACUAUCACGAUACAAGAAUCCAUGUCUGCCUUUAUUUUAUCACCCCAACCGGCCAUUCCUUGAAGUCCUUGGAUCUGGUGACCAUGAAAAAGCUGGAUAGUAAAGUGAACAUUAUUCCCAUCAUUGCUAAGGCUGACACUAUUUCCAAGAGUGAAUUGCACAAGUUUAAGAUUAAGAUCAUGAGCGAACUGGUCAGUAACGGAGUACAGAUUUAUCAGUUCCCUACUGAUGAUGAUGCUGUAUCUGAAAUCAACUCUGUGAUGAAUGCUCAUCUGCCAUUUGCUGUUGUGGGAAGCACAGAAGAAGUAAAAGUGGGAAAUAAAAUGGUGAGAGCUCGGCAGUAUCCAUGGGGUGUUGUACAAGUUGAAAAUGAAAGCCACUGUGACUUUAUGAAGCUGCGGGAAAUGCUGAUCCGGGUUAACAUGGAAGACCUGCGAGAACAAACUCAUGCUCGCCAUUACGAGCUUUAUAGGCGGUGUAAGCUAGAAGAAAUGGGCUUCAAGGAUACAGAUCCUGACAGCCAGCCAUUCAGCCUUCAAGAAACGUAUGAGACCAAAAGAAAAGAGUUCCUUUGUGAAUUGCAAAAAAAAGAGGAAGAAAUGAGACAGAUGUUUGUGAACAAGGUCAAGGAGACGGAGUCAGAACUAAAAGAAAAGGAGAGAGAACUGCAUGAGAAGUUUGAACAUCUCAAGCGAAUACAUCAGGAGGAAAAGAGGAAAGUAGAGGAGAAAAGACGAGAGCUAGAGGAGGAGAUGAAUGCCUUCAACAGGCGGAAGGUGGCAGUUGAAACACUACAGUAUCAGAACCUGCAAGCCACUUCACAGCAGCCACUGAAGAAAGAUAAAGACAAGAAAAAUUAAUCUCACACAUAGAUUACAAUGCCAUGAGUGGACUCUGUAUAUUCAUAUGUAUGUUAAUUGUUGUUUUCCCACCUUGUGAAUCCUUCUGCCAUCCCACUGUGCAAAGGAAGCAGCACGAGAAACUCAUCACCUGCCUUUUUUCAAGAAUGGAUGGUGACCAUGCAGGAAAUUAGCAUGAUUAAGAAAAAGAAUGAUUUGCUUUGCCUUUGCAGAUUCAAGGUGGAAAUUCUUCACACAUUUAGUUCUGAAAUGUCGGGAAGGUAAUUGCAGCGCAACCUAUUUGUUCUAAACUCGAAGUCACCAUCUCUGUAUCAAAUGGCCCUAAAUAUAGCAAGUCAAUUUUUAAGAUGCAAUAUAGGCAGAGAGGUAGCAGUGUAAAAGUUACCAUUGGGAAAAGUUACCUUUGGUUUUAAUUUUUGCAAUUUAUUCUGAGGGAGAGAUUACCAGAAUGUUACUUCUGAUCAAAACCUGUUUUGAGGCAACAUUCUUAACUUUAUAUUAAAAUAAGAACUAUAGUAUGAGAAAGCUUAGCAUUUCUGUUGGUGACUGAAAUAUUAUUCAAGACAAAUUUCAAGAGGGUAUAAGUUUGCUGUAGGAUCUAGUGGAGACAUAUAAUUCCUUUAAUUAAUUCUCUCCUCAAAUUUUAAAAUUGAAAAUAGCUCCAUAGUUAGUGGUAGAACAUAGAAAGUCAUACUUUACUUUAAAAAAUAAAAUUCAACAUUAAUCUCUAUCUUUUAAAGUUGGUUCUUUUCCCUCAACUGGUUUUCAGCCAAGGUGGUUUGGCUAUUUUAAAAUAGUUCAUAAGUAUUGCAGAUGUCAAGUACUGCAAGUACUAUAAUUUGUUGUAUAUGAUAGAGGCCAGGCAAAAAAAUGGAGAUGGCAUUGAUGGCAAGGGUUCUGAAAAAAAUUAGGCCAAUUAAGAUUAGGCCAAUUAAAACAUUUAGUGGUUUUCAAAUCAUAUUUUGUGCUGGUUUAAAUUGUUACUUAUAUACUGUACAGUCUACUUUUAAAAUGUGACUUGUCUCUUGUUAUAUGCUUUGAGGAAAUGUACAACUGAAAUGUGAGUCUGAAAAGGCUGGCUUAGUAUAUGACAGGCAGUCCUGGGAUCCAGUUGAUCCAUUUAUUGCAUAUGGAGAUUCAAAUUAACACUGGACUCAAAUGGAUCUGGACAAAUGGCAAGAUUUCCAAUUAUACAGUGACUUAUGAUGGAAAAAUCAAUUACAAAACAUUCCUAUUGCAUAAAUAAAGCUGCCAGAAAAUUGAACCAAGCUUAAGUGAAGUUUAUUGAAGCUUCACCUUACUGCCACAAAAAGAUUCAAAUUUUCUUUGCCAGGAAAUUGGUAAGAAAACCAAAUGCACAGCAGCUGUUAGAGCCAGCUUGUGCACUGCAUAGAACUGGAUGGACACAUGUUUUCUCUCCGUUGCCUUAGUAUUGACUGAGCAGCUGUUCACCGAAUGUUUUGCUUGGGAAGUUUUAGUUGUCCUUCCAUUUAAAUUUUUGGUGGUGCUAGAGCAUUGCUUGCAUUUUUUUUUUUGUUAAAACCUUUCCAAAAGUAGAAUUUAACUAUAUAGUUAUCCUGAGGUUCCUUGUUUUGCACAUUUUCUUGCAGAAGCUUCUUGCUUAGAGGUUGAAAUACUGUUUAGUCUUUUGUCAUUUAACCUAUGGCCAAUGUCUGAAUAUAUUGAAAAUCAUGUUACAGUAUUACCUGAUAUUUUUAAGAGAGGGGGAAAAAAACCUCAUAAAAAAAAACUGUAAGCAUAGGUUACAUUGCUUAGCGCAUUGUAAGCCGCCCUGAGUCCGGAGAAGGGCGGCAUAUAAAUCAAAUUAAAAAAACAAAAACAAAAACGCAAGCCUCUUCAAGUUAUACUGUUUCAGGCUUGCAUUUUAAUCUCUUUUUUUCUUUUAUAAAGGCUGUGCCUUUAUUAAGAUAAAAUAUAUUUUCUAAAAUGCAACUGGAUAAUUACUGAAGGUGAAUUGCAGUGCAGAAGAGAUCUAUUGUAUUGUUUAUGUAGAUAGUAGCAGUUCUGGUACAUGAUUACUUAAAGGCAUAAAACAAAAUUUCUUUGGGAGGCAAAAUUAGGAGCCUGAAAAUUAAUGCAUGCUAAGGAGACUGCCGGGUGGUAGAAUAGAGUUCUAUUAAUUAUGCAAAAUGUUGCAGCUUAAGUGUUUGUGAAAGCCAAUAAGAUCUGUUCUAUGCAGAACAUUUCUUUUUAGUCCAGUUGGUUUUCUGGACCUCAGUUUGAUGCUGUCCUAUUUUGGAAAUUAAUUAAGAAGGUGGGAAUAAUAAUAAAUAUAAAAUAUAUAGAAGGCAUAGCGAAAUGACAAUAUAUGUCUGAUGAAGACAUUCAGAAUGUAUGUAACAUUAUAUUAAUUAUUAUAAUAUUAGUGUUAUGUGAGUGCAUAUUUUAUGUUGUGCUUCCUGUUAUGUUAUUUUCAUUGAAAUAUGGGCCUCAAUUUUGCUACCAUCUUUGUUAAACUAUUUGUAAAUUAGUCGUCCCGUGGAAACUAAUAUCCUUUUCUUGGUUGAGGUCUGAUUUGGUACUUUGUAUUUCUUUAUGGGACCAAAUUGCAUUUAGUAGUUCUAUUCAUUGUUAUUUAAUAAGUUGCUAGCUAUUAUAAUGUGACACUAACCUUAAAUUAAAUCUUAAACUAAGCUUGAAGAUUUACCUCUGUUGUGUGAAGUAAGAAAAACAGGAAAACACAACAAUCUUAUUUCCUACAUUAUUUUCUAUAAUGUUUGACUAGUGGAGAGCUGCAUCUUCCAUUGACUUUAAUUACCCCAUAUUUUCCUGUUUUUUUCAAAAUUUGUGUAAUUUAAGUAAUGAUUCAGUAUAUGAUCUAUGUUUUCAGAAGUAAAAAUGUUCACUUGGACAAUCAUACUGAAUGAUAUUUUAAAGUGUCAAGAGGAGAACCUGUCAACUUCUUUUAAUGAAGUAUUAUGUAUUGUUCUUACAUUACGGUUUUAGUAGUUUUUUAACCACUUUUUCAGCUUUCUUUGUACUUCUUUUUAUUAAAUAUUACAUUUCAUUUUAA